GGCGCCUCCCCCUCAGCCGGCACAGCGACGUGGGUCGCUCCGGCCGCGCUGCGCACGCGAGUUCCUAGGCGGGUCGGUCUGGCAGCCGGCAGCGGCGCAGCGGGUACCGGCCGGCGCUAGAGCAGCGGGCUCGAGCGCACCGCGCGCCGUCGCCGCGAUGCCGGUGCUGUUGGUGGCGUUGCUGGCCCUGGCGCUCGCCUUCUUCGCGCUGCUGGACGGCUGGUACCUGGUGCGCGUGCCGUGUGCCGUGCUGCGCGCGCGCCUGCUGCAACCGCGCGUCCGCGACCUGCUGGCGGAGCAGCGCUUCCCCGGCCGCGUGCUGCCCUCGGAUUUGGACCUGCUGCUGCACAUGAACAACGCGCGCUACCUGCGCGAGGCCGACGUGGCGCGCGCCGCGCACCUGACCCGCUGCGGUGUGCUCGGGGCCCUGCGAGAGUUGGGGGGGCACACCGUGCUGGCCGCCUCUUGCGCGCGCUACCGCCGCUCGCUGCGCCUGCUGGAGCCCUUCGAUGUGCGCACCCGCCUGCUGGGCUGGGAUGACCGCGCCUUCUACCUGGAGGCCCGCUUUGUCAGCCUGCGUGACGACUUCGUGUGCGCGCUCCUGCGCUUUCGGCAGCACGUGCUGGGCACCUCACCGGAGAGCGUCGUGCUGCACCUGUGCAAGCGCAGGGUGGAGUCCCCUGAGCUGCCUGAAGACCUGCAGCACUGGAUCACCUACAACAUGGCCAGCAGCCAGCUGCUCUGUGCCGAGAGUGGGUUCCGCAAUGUCAACAAGGACCAGUGACCGCUGCCUCCACACCCAGUCCCCCCUGCCUGUCCUGCAGAAAGAGCAGGCUGGGCUGGGCUUUCUCCGAGCUGGAGUGGCCCCUGCCCAGCCCCCUUCACUCGCUGGGCUCCCCAGUUGCUGAUAUCCCUCUGGACUGGGCAGGGGAUCGGGUGGCAUUGGCCCCCUGACCCGGCUCUGCCCCUGGGGUGGGGUUGGAUGGGCAGAGGGACCUGGCCCAGCCCUGCAACGAGGCCACACUUCUGUGGCCUAGGUGGGGAAGAUGUGCCAGGAGCACAGCGGCCUGAGCACAUCUGGGUUGGAGCUGCCAGGAGGGGCGGGGCAGGGCCAGGCCAGAGCAGUGCUGGGCACGAGCUGGACCUCUGAAGGGUAGAGGUAGCAUUUGCCAGGCAGUCCCCCUGGCAUCCGGUGAGGUGGGGGGCAGGCCCAGGGUGGAGUCUGGUUGGUCAGAGGUUGGGCUGGAGGCAGACUGAGGGCAGGAGGGAGGAUUGGCUGGCAUUUGACAACAGCAGACAGGGUUACCCAAGCUACCCUGGUAUCAUUGGCCUCGGGGUGGGAGGGCCGGGCAAGCAGCUGGGGCUUGUGGCUGGGAGGGGUCAGCUGGUACAGGGCUCUGGAAGAGGCAGCAGGCCUCCCUGCUGGGGUGUCCUGGUCAGAGAGAGAACAGAGCAGGGUCUGGGACUCUGUGAGUGCCCAUUAGGGCCAUGCUUUGUAACCUUGAGCUGGGCCCUGCCCUUUCCGGACUGCAGCACCCCAGGCCUCUGUCAUCCCGUGAGAGCCGUCCCUACCUGACCCCCUUCCCUGUGCUGAGGGCUGCCUCCCUAGAAGGCUGGGUAUUCCUGGCCCCUCUGCCUUCUAUUUUACAGGCUUCUUCCCUGCUGCCAGUCCAGACCCUGUCUUGCUCUAGCGGUCUGUCCUUGCACCUCAUGGGGACACCAGGCUGCUGGGAUGCUGGCCAGGGCCACCUGCUCCUACCUAAUCUCUGGCCUUAACAGCUGGAGAAACUGAGGGCAAAGUGGGGGCUCGUCCCCAGCCAGAGGCUCUGGCCAAUGCCCUGAGCUCCCAGAGAGAGGGUGCCCUGUCUAGCUGGGGUGCUGGGGCCUGGGGUGGGUGUGGGGGUUGCUGCUUGCCCACUUAGGCCCUGUGCUCCUGCCCCUGCGCUCCUGCCCCUGCCAGCCCAGGGCACAGAUGGCAGCCAGACCCAGAACUGCCUCCUUGCUGCCCACCCCCAGAAUCCCCCUCGAGCCAGAACCAGGAGCUGCAGGAACGCCCCUGACACCACCCCACCCCGGCCCCACACUGCUGCUAUUCUUGCCUUAAAGCCACCGUGGGAGCGCUGCAAUCUUUUUGUUUUAUUUAAAGAAAGUACAAGAUUAAAGGGUUUCAAGUGCAA
This is a messenger RNA of Lemur catta (Ring-tailed lemur), 2177 nucleotides long. It is a transcript of the gene THEM6, whose product is annotated as thioesterase superfamily member 6. The coding region runs from base 158 to 784 and encodes 208 amino acids. NCBI's taxonomy places the organism in Eukaryota, Metazoa, Chordata, Mammalia, Primates, Lemuridae. The record is from RefSeq and is a predicted model, not a curated record. The transcript is spliced from 2 exons.